AUGGCGUCCUACGCCGACGAGUUCGCGUACCAUAUGACGGUGAGCCCCGGCGAGAUCAGAUACGGGUACGCCACCAGGCCCGACGCGCCGCUGUCCCGCCUCGUCCUCAACGACUCCGGAGUGGUGGAGCGCCUCGGGUGGGACCCCGGUAGCCGGGCGUGGAACAACUUCUUCCAGGGCCGGGGCCUCGGGACGUCUGCGACAAGGGCCCCGGGGCGUCUGCGACAAGUACGACAUGUGCGGGCCGUCCGGCGUGUGGAACGCCAGCACGGCGGCGACGUCGUUCUGCAGCUGCGUCGUGGGGUUCAGCCCCGUGUCCCAGACGGGUGCCGGCAGAACGUGCCGCUGGACUGCGGCGGCGAUGGCGAUGGUGACGGUGGCAGGAGGUCCACCGGCAGCACCGAAUGGUUCGCCGUUUUGCCGGGAGUGAAGCUGCCGGACAUGGUCGACUCGCGGUCGCUGGACACGAGCGUCACGUUGGAUCAGUGCAGGGCGAGGUGCCUUGCCAACUGCUCCUGCGUGGCGUAUGCCGCGGCGGACAUACGAGGAGGAGGCGACGGCACAGGAUGCCUCAUGUGGGCACGAAACCUCAUUGACCUACGGUACGUAGAUGGAGGCCAGACCCUCUACCUACGCCAGGCUAGGCCUGUAUCUGAGGCGGUACAAACCGCCCAUAGUCCCCUGUUGCUCCCAUUGCUCUGGCCAUCGUCAAGAGCGCAACAAGAAAUUUCUCCAGGCGGAAUGUGGUCGGUGAAGGGCAAGCUACCCAGAGGACAUCCGCUCCUCCACGGACUAUCCGGGAGAGCAAUUGCCGUGAAGAGACUGAAACCGAUCAGUGAUCUUCCGGAGGCAAUCGUGAGCUAUUUCACAAGAGAAAAACAGGUGAUGUCCGGGCUGCAGCAGCACCAAAAUGUGGUCCGGCUUCUUGCCUACUGCGAGGAAGGCGGCGAACGAAUUCUGGUGGAAACCAACGGAUCGCGCGUUGCUGAAUUGGCAAAGGAGGCUGCAAAUAAUCCAGGGGAUUGCCGAGGGCGUGAAGCACCUGCACGAGGGAGAGGGGUCGGCCGGCAACGUGAUCCACCGGGAUCUGAAGCCGGCCAAUGUGCUGCUGGAUGGCGGAUGGCAAGCCAGGUGGCCGACUUCGGGACGGCCAAACAGCUGCAGCUCCCUGCUGCUGGAGCUACAGGGACUCGGACGAUAAUCGGCACACCUGGCUACAUGGCUCCGGAGUAUGUUCAGAGCGAAGGUGGCGAGACGACGCUGAAUUGCGACGUCUACAGCUUCGGCGUCACGUUGCUGGAGACGUUGGCUGGCCGGAGGAACUGGGAGAGGCAAAGCCUCGUUUCAGAAGCCUGGAGGCUGUGGGCCGAACGCAGCAUUACGGCGCUCCUUGACUCCGAGGUUGCACCGGCGCCUGCCAAGCCCGAGCUUCGUCAGCUAGGCAGGUGCAUCCAUGUCGGGCUCCUUUGCGUCCAGGAAAAGCCGGGCGAUCGGCCAUCCAUGUCCGAGGUUGUGGAGAUGCUGAGCAGCAGUACCAGCGCGCAGCAGCAGCUUGUUGAGCCCAGGGUGCCCAUGGUCGGCAGUAGGAUUCUGGCUAUGAUUCUGGAGUCAGAUGCAGAUGCAGCAGACCUCUCGAGGCCGACAGUGUACGAGACAAUGGGCCAGACUCGAACAUAA
Molecule: messenger RNA, 1677 nt
Organism: Miscanthus lutarioriparius
Lineage: Eukaryota; Viridiplantae; Streptophyta; Magnoliopsida; Poales; Poaceae
Source: the annotation of a GenBank genome assembly